AUUAGUUGCUACACCUUCCAUUGACCAAUUAACAACAACAAUAGUUGCUACACCUUCCUUUGACCAAUUACCAACAAGAAUAGUUGCUACACCUUACACUGACCAAUUAACAUUAGUUGCUACACCUUCCAUUGACCAAUUAACAACAACAAUAAUUGCUACACCCUCCAUUGACCAACUGACAACAACAUUAGUUGCUACACCUUCCAUUGACCAAUUAACAACAACAAUAGUUGCUACACCUUCCACUAAACAAUUGACAACAAAUAUUGUUGCUACACCUUCCUUUGACCAAUUAACAACAACAACAACUGCUGCUUUAUCUUCCAUUGACCAAUUAACAAAAACAAUUGUUGCUACAUCUUACAUUGACCAAUUAACAACAACAAUAGUUGCUACACCUUCCACUGACCAACUGACAACAACAAUAGUCUCUACACCCUAUAUUGACCAAUUGACAACAACAAUGGUUGCUACAUCUACCAUUGACCAAAUGACAACAACAACUGUUUCUACACCUUCCAUUGACCUUUCAACAACAGGCAUCACUACUCCAUUAAUAACCAGCCAGCUACCGACUGUAGUUGCUGGUACCUCCACAGCUCACCCUCCAACACCAAGCCUCACUGGUUUACUCACAACUCCACCCAUAACUGACCAACCUAUCGUUACUCCUGUUGAAACAUCAUCACCACACACAACUAUGGUUACUCCACCUACAAGUACCACUCCACCCACAACUACAACACUGCACACAAACAUUACAGUCAUAUCUAACGUCUCUGAGAUGACCAGCACUGCUCCAUCCAACACUCCUCCACCCACCACCAAACUAAUAGACACAACUGUUUCCUACCUAUCAAUUACUGUAUCACCUAAUGAAACCAUUCUAACACCACCCACAACGAUCCAACAAAACACAAUCAAAAAUUCAUCACACACAAUAAGCACACGUACUAAAACAAUUUCCACUCCACCUGUGAUUACCCCCAUAACCUCCACCAGUAUAUCCACUCCACCUGUGAUUACCCCCAUAACCUCCACCAGUAUAUCCACUCCACCUGUGAUUACCCCCAUAACCUCCACCAGUAUAUCCACUCCACUUCCACCCAUCACUGCCCCAUUCACAACCACCCAAGUAAAUGGAAGCAGCACUGCUUCAUCUGAAACUGCUCCACAAAACACAACAAUUCCUGCACCACCCACAAGUACCACAUCAAAUACACCCACAACUGCUCCACCCACAGCUACGCUAAUACACACAACCGUCACUACUCUACCUACAACUACCCCACAACAUCCAACCUUUACAUCUGCCCCUGCAACCUUUCUGUCUAAUGCAACAAUCGAUGCUUCACCAACAGCCAUAGAUGCAAACAUUAUGGCUACGCCCUCAAAUACCCCUGUAAACACAACCGUUACCACUGCAGCCACCACUUUAAUCAACACAACAGCAAUUUCUACUCCACCCAUUAUUACGCCACCGAAGGCGACAACUUUUCAACAAACCACAAAUGUCACACUCAGUGCACAGAGUGCUUCUCCAACAAUUACUCAUAACAACACAAGCGUUACUGCUCCACUCACCUUUACCUCCCUCCAGGCAACGAUUUCUACCUCUCCCACAACGACUUCACCAAUCACUACCUCUAUCCCCACUUCAUCCACAGUUAACCAGCUGACCACUGCAGUGACUACUUCUACUCCAGCAUCAAUUACAAUGUUAAAUACUACACAAAUGAAUACACCACUGACCAAUAUCACUGCUCCACCCACUGCUCCACACAGUAGUACCCCAGCACCCACUGCUACUGCUGUAACACUGGAAAAAGUCAUUACUACCCCCACGAACUUUCACCCAGCUUUGAUCGGUGUGAACCUGAAGAUCUCUUCUCCGUUUCCACUGUCAGAGGAGGAGCUUAGAGAGAUUGUCGCUCAACAGUUCAAAGAUGAGCUGCAGAGACGAGGGCUACCAGGAGGUGUCACCCUGAAGCACGUCAACCAGUUGUGACUAUUGUCACGGUGCCGCUGGUCACUUGUGUGUUAAAUAUACCAUAAUUAUAUAUAUAUAUAUAUAUAUAUAUAU
Molecule: messenger RNA, 2086 nt
Organism: Cynoglossus semilaevis (tongue sole)
Lineage: Eukaryota; Metazoa; Chordata; Actinopteri; Pleuronectiformes; Cynoglossidae
Product: mucin-2-like
Exons: 3
Coding region: 467-2011 (514 amino acids)
Source: RefSeq, a predicted model, not a curated record